AUGAAGGAAAAACAAGAGAGCGAGCGAGUGAGUUUGGGAAAUGACGACGAAUACUUCAACAACAAGAAAUAUUACGAUACUAUUGAACUUUGUGAAUUGGUUGGAGAUGAUGAGGAAACAUUGAAUCAGUCACGUUCUCUUAACUCUGUCUUAUUGAAUUAUCAAUUAGAUUAUUUCAUGAGAAGGCUUUCUUUAUUAUUAUUACCUGCACGUUAUGAGCUUACAUCAAAGAAUUUACAAAUGAACAUGGAGAAUGAAAUCUUUUCAAAAUUAUGA
This is a messenger RNA of Clunio marinus, 276 nucleotides long. Lineage: Eukaryota; Metazoa; Arthropoda; Insecta; Diptera; Chironomidae. The record is from the annotation of a GenBank genome assembly.